Messenger RNA from Lagopus muta (rock ptarmigan), 739 nucleotides. RefSeq names its product N-alpha-acetyltransferase 38, NatC auxiliary subunit-like. Gene Ontology annotation, molecular function: RNA binding. Bases 86 to 376 code for a protein of 96 amino acids. Lineage: Eukaryota; Metazoa; Chordata; Aves; Galliformes; Phasianidae. The record is from RefSeq and is a predicted model, not a curated record. The transcript is spliced from 3 exons. Gene Ontology annotation, cellular component: NatC complex.
CUUCCCCCGGCGGCGCCACGGGGCAUGCCGGGAAGCGCGGUCCUUCCGCCGCCGCGCGGGGGCUGCUGGGGAGCGGUGCGGUUCUAUGGCGGAGCCGGCGCCUCCCGGAGGGCCGCAGCCCCGCGCCCGGCGCCUGGCGGCGCUGCUGAACCGCAGCCUGCGGGUGCGCAUGUCGGACGGGCGCACGCUGGUGGGAGCCUUCCUCUGCACCGACCGCGACGCCAACAUCAUCCUCGGCUCCGCGCAGGAGUUCCUCAAGGCUGCGGAUGCGUUCCCGGGCAGCGAGCCGCGUGUGCUGGGCCUGGCCAUGGUGCCUGGGCACCACAUCGUGUCCAUCGAGGUGGAGCGCGACGCCGCCGCCGCCCUGUGCUCCUGACGGCCCCACCGUGGGACGGAGCCCUGAGUGUUGUGCACCUCUCAUGUGCCCCAACGGGUGAUGGACGCCUGCCAUGCAAAAUGAACGCCGGGACUGCGGUCCCCGCAGCCCCAGUAGAGCUCCCGUGGUGGUCACGUGUCACCACGUGAUGCCGUCAUUCCAGUCCCCUGCAAAGCAGGACGCAGAUGCCCCUUCCUCCCCCAAACACUCCGUUUUCAGCCUGAAACAGAGUUGUGCAGGUUAAUUUAAUCUCGGGUGCAAAAGGUUUCAGUGGGCGAGAGGGAACACGCGGCAGUCCUGGUCCCUCCUAACUGCGAUAAAACGCCGCGGCCAAGGGGGGUCAGGGAGGAACAGGAACAAGGG